AUGGAGAACGUCUCCUCGCACAAAUAUUUCAUCCUUGACGGAUUCAAUGAACUCGGAGCUCUGAGGCCCGUCCUCUUCAUCCCUUUCUUCAUCAUGUUUGUUGUGUCACUGCUGGGCAACUCCCUGCUGCUGUACGUCAUCGUUUCCCAGAGAAGCCUCCACUCACCGAUGUACAUCCUCAUCGCUGGCAUUGGCCUGUGGUUGACCUUGGAGCUCCCGCCUGUUUCUUCGAAACCUGUUCCCCAACAUGCCCUUGCUGAGCUCUUGGUUGACUGGAGGGAAUUUCUCUGGAGCGGCUGCCUGUUCAGAUUUAUUUUGUUCAACCUCUUAGGAAACUUUCAGUCUACUCUGCUGCUGUGGAUGGCACUAGACCGCUACUUUGCCAUCUGCACACCACUCUACUAUCAUGAAAGCAUGGCUUUACCCAGAUUCCUCAAGUUAGUAAUCCCACUUAUGAUCAGAAAUGUCUUCAUGAUCUCACUGGUAGUGGCACUGGCAGCACCGCUUUCAUUCUGUGCUGUAAAUGUAAUAAACCACUGUUUCUGUGAGCACAUGGCCUUGGUGGAGCUGGCCUGUGGAAGCACUGCUGUCAACAACCUGGUGGGGCUGUUGACUGUGUUCCUCAUCCCUGUAGCAGACUUCAUCAUUAUCACUGCCUCCUACAUUGUCAUAUUCAGCUCUGUGCUGAGUUCUGGCAAAUCAGGUGUCAAAGCGCUUCACACCUGUGUCACCCACAUCGUGGUCAUGACUGUCAGCCUGAUCAUCAUACUCACAGCUUUCCUGUCGUAUCGGAUCAGAAACGGUCUCCCUUCAGCUGUUCGGGUUUUCUUUAGCAUCAUGUACCUGUUCUUUCCGAGCUGUUUCAACCCGAUCAUCUACGGCAUCAGAACCACUGAGAUACGACAGCACAUCCUGAAGACACUGACAUGUUGUCGCUUUGUCCAAACUGUGAAUUACUCUUAG
Morone saxatilis (striped sea-bass) is the source of this 963-nucleotide messenger RNA. Its product is annotated as olfactory receptor 52K1-like. Lineage: Eukaryota; Metazoa; Chordata; Actinopteri; Moronidae. Gene Ontology annotation, molecular function: olfactory receptor activity; G protein-coupled receptor activity. The record is from RefSeq and is a predicted model, not a curated record. Gene Ontology annotation, biological process: G protein-coupled receptor signaling pathway. Gene Ontology annotation, cellular component: membrane.